Staurois parvus is the source of this 342-nucleotide messenger RNA. The record is from the annotation of a GenBank genome assembly. NCBI's taxonomy places the organism in Eukaryota, Metazoa, Chordata, Amphibia, Anura, Ranidae.
UCAUGCUGCUGCCAGGUCCAGAGUGUCUCAUGGGUCCCUGUACGGCCUCCCAUUGCUGCUGUCUCCAUCGCCACACUCUACCAUGUGCCACUUUCAGGUCUCCUCACACUGCUGGUGUGUUCCAUUUUUUGUCAUAGGGUGCUGGCAGAUUACGGGCCUCCCAUUGCUGCUGCCAGGCCCGUAAUCUGCCAUGGGCCCCUGUACCGCCUCCUCAUGCUGCUGCCAGGUCCACAGUCUCUCAUGGGUCCCUGUACGGCCUCCAUUGCUGCUGUCUCCAUCGCCACACUCUGCCAUGUUCCACUUUCAGGUCUCCUCACACUGCUGGUGUGUUCCAUUUUUUGU